Molecule: messenger RNA, 2358 nt
Organism: Rhizophagus irregularis DAOM 181602=DAOM 197198
Lineage: Eukaryota; Fungi; Glomeromycota; Glomeromycetes; Glomerales; Glomeraceae
Biological process (GO): transmembrane transport; chloride transport
Cellular component (GO): Golgi apparatus; plasma membrane; early endosome
Molecular function (GO): voltage-gated chloride channel activity
Source: RefSeq, a predicted model, not a curated record
AUGGAUGAUUUUACGUUUAAACGUAAGCGUUCAGUUGGUAAUCGAUUAUUUUCUCGAACUGAUACACCAAAAAAACGUUCGAAUCUUGAGGGUGGAUAUGUUUCUACUAGUCUUAGAAAGCAUAAUGAUGAAGAAUUUGAUGGAGAUGUGACAGAAUGGACAAUGGAGGGCACUGGUAGUAGAGUUGCAUAUGAUGAUUUUACGACAAUAGAUUGGAUACAUGAUUUUGCAAAAGAACGCGCACGACAAAAAAGAUUACAUCAACAAAAAGGUAUACGAGGAAGAUUAAACAUUUUGUUUGAUGCGAUGGAAGGGUGGAUAGUAGUUUUAGUUGUUGGUAUCGCAUCUGGUAUUCUUGCUGGAAUUAUUGAUAUAACUUCAGAUUGGCUUAGUGAUUUAAAAGAGGGAUAUUGCGAAACUGCAUUCUAUUUGAAUAGAAGAUUUUGUUGUUUGGGUUAUGAUGACGAACAAGAUGAAUGUAGAGAAUGGAUAACGUGGAAUUCUGCCCUUCAAGCAAGAUCAGUAGCUGCAGAAUUUUGGACAAAUUAUUUAUUUUAUAUAAUUUUUUCGACAUUAUUUGCCACAACGGCUGCUUACUUGGUCAAAACUUAUUCACCAUAUUCGGCAGGUAGUGGUAUACCAGAAAUAAAAACAAUUCUAGGAGGUUUUGUCAUCCGAAAAUUUUUAGGAUGGUGGACAUUAGUUAUCAAAGGCAUUGGAGUGUGCCUAGUUGCAGCAUCUAGUCUUUGUUUAGGUAAAGAGGGCCCUUUGGUUCAUUUGGCUUGUUGCUGUGGUAAUAUAAUUCCUCGAAUUUUCCCAAAGUUUAGAUAUAAUGAAGCAAAGAAGCGUGAGGUGUUAUCAGCAGCUGCUGCUGCCGGUAUAUCGGUGGCAUUUGGUGCACCGAUUGGUGGCGUUUUAUUUAGCUUGGAGGAAGUCUCAUAUUAUUUUCCAUUCAGAACCAUGUGGAGGAGUUUCUUUUGUGCUAUGGUUGCUGCUGUUUCACUUGCAUUCAUGAAUCCAUUUAGAACGGGAAAGUUAGUCCUUUUCCAGGUUGUUUAUGAUAGGGAUUGGCAUGCGUUCGAACUUUUCUUUUUCGCACUAUUAGGUGUUAUGGGAGGGUUAUAUGGUGCUUUAUUUAUAAGAAUGAACCUUAAGAUUGCAGCUUUUCGUCAAGAUUCAUGGUUACGUUUCUUUAGUGUUCAUGAAGUUGUAUUUAUGUCCGUACUUACUUCAAUUGUGAGUUAUUUAAACAUAUUUAUGAGGGUUAAUCCAUCUGAAUUGGUUGCUAAUUUAUUUCGUGAAUGCGUUGGAGGAGAUUAUCAUAAUCUUUGCAAUCAUGUAAAUCAUUGGAAGCCAACAUUAUUGCUAUUGAUUGCCUCUAUUUUAAAAUUUUUCUUUACUGCGUUUACAUUUGGGUUAAAAGUUCCUGCUGGUGUAUGGUUGCCGUCUAUGGCAAUAGGUGCAUGUUUUGGAAGAGCCGUAGGAUUGACCGUACAUGCUUGGCAUAUGUAUAACCCUAAUUUUUGGCUUUUUGCUUCAUGUGCACCAGAAGGCCGAUGCAUUACACCAGGAAUGUAUGCGAUGGUUGGUGCAGCUGCAACUUUUGGAGGAAUUUCGCGAAUGACUGUAUCUCUAGUUGUAAUUAUGUUUGAAUUAACAGGCGCAUUAACUUAUGUACUGCCUAUUAUGAUCACAGUCAUGAUUAGCAAAUGGGUUGGUGAUGCCUUUGAUAAAGAAGGCAUCUCCGACGGUUGGAUACGUAUGAGUGAAUAUCCUUUCUUAGAUACCAAAGAAGAAUAUGUGUAUAAUACAUUAGCUUCUCAAGUAAUGACUCGUGUUGAUGACUUAAUAGUAAUAACCGCAACGGGUCAUACACUAGAUAGUCUAGAGAAACUGUUGAAUAGCGUGGAUUAUAAGGGCUUUCCUGUGGUUCAUAAUGCAAAAGAUAUGUUACUUACUGGUUACAUUUCGCGUUCAGAGUUGAGAUAUGCAAUUGAUAAAGCAAAAAAAAAACCGGGAAUCUUAUUGUCUAGCCCUUGUUACUUUUCUGGCAACCUUCCUAUACUUGAUGAUUCAAUUUUUAUUGAUUUCAAACCAUGGAUGGAUCAGACACCAAUAACAGUUUCUCAUAAGUUUCCAAUGGAAAUGGUGAUUGAAUUGUUUAAAAAGAUGGGUUUAAGAUAUACCCUAGUUACAAAGAAAGGACAACUUUUGGGAUUAAUUACAAAGAAAGAUGUAUUAAGACAUCUUUCAAUAAUGUAUGAUCCAAAUUCGUCAGAAGACGAUUUACAAGAAAAUCUCAUGAUGUUACCCGAACGAAGAAUGUCAAGUUUUGUCGGUGAUUUUGGAAUAGACUAA